GUGAUUGAUGUGGGAUCCGAGUGGCGCACGUUUUCCAACGAUGCCAACGCAAAGGAUAUGUGUCGUGUGGGUGCUACGGAGAACCCACUUCUGAACGGUAGUGACCUGUCUACAAUGAUCAGCGGUUCAUCCUUGUCUGAUUCGAGACAGGUGGACGAACAGGGAAAGCCGCUUUAUCGGAAUAGACGUAAUAUGUCGUCCGCUGGUCGUGUCCUAACUGGUGCGUUCCGUGAAAUCAGUCAGAUGGCAGAAGACCUCAACUUGCCCAAAAAUAUCUCGGAUCGUGCUAACCUGCUAUUCAGGCAAGUGCAUGAGACCAAGAACCUUCGCGGUCGGAGCAACGACGCCGUCUCCACAGCCUGCCUCUAUAUGGCCUGUCGACAAGAGGGUGUUCCACGGACGUUCAAAGAGGUUUGCGGUGUUUCCCGGGUCUCGAAGAAAGAGAUUGGUAAAGUUUUCAAAAAGAUUCUCAAAAUUCUGGAGACUAACGUACAAUCGGUCACCGUGGAAGACUUCAUGUCUCGUUUCUGUGGUAAUCUGAACUUGAAUAUCGCAGUUCAGCGUGUCGCGAACGAAGUCGCUAAACGAGCCCUGAAUUUCAAUCUGGUUGCUGGUCGAAGUCCGGUGUCGGUGGCUGCAGCCGCGAUCUACAUGGCUGCCUACGCAUUGGGUUAUCGAAAAGAGAAGCGAGGUUAG
This is a messenger RNA of Echinostoma caproni, 696 nucleotides long. The record is from the annotation of a GenBank genome assembly. Lineage: Eukaryota; Metazoa; Platyhelminthes; Trematoda; Plagiorchiida; Echinostomatidae.